Molecule: messenger RNA, 800 nt
Organism: Arabidopsis arenosa
Lineage: Eukaryota; Viridiplantae; Streptophyta; Magnoliopsida; Brassicales; Brassicaceae
Source: the annotation of a GenBank genome assembly
GGUUAGUACCUGGUUCUUGGUUUUGAAAGUCAAAGUCUCUUUUGUGCUUCUCCUAAAGAGCGAUCUUGAGAUUAAUCAUCAUGAAAGUGCUUCUGGGUCUUUUGCUUCUCUUGGCCUUGACCAAAUCUUCAAGUGCAAUUUACUGUCUCUGCAAAGAUGGGAUAGGAGACACAGAGCUUCAACCAUCAAUAGACUAUGCAUGUGGAACUUUAGCAGAUUGUAAUCCUAUACGUGAUAAGGGUUCUUGUUUUCAACCAAACACAAUCAAAAACCACUGUGAUUGGGCUGUUAACAGCUACUUCCAAAACGCAGCUCAAGUCCCUGGAAGCUGCAAUUUCUCCGGCACUGCCACUACCAAUCCAAACCCACCUUCCAAUUUGGCUAAUGGUUGCAUCUAUCCUUCAAGUCCUAGCUCUACAAGGUCACCUCCAUCAACAACACCACCAACGGGAAGUGGAACACCUCCCACAAACGGAACCACUCCAUUUCCGGGAACUCCAUUUCCAGGAACACCGUUCCCGGGAACUCCUCCGGUGUUUGGUCCAACCGGAGUGUUUAACCCAAGCAACCCAGGCAGUGGUGCCUCAAGUUUGGUUAUCUCCUCUGUUUUCACACUCUGUUUUUCAUUACUAGCGUUUCUAUGUGGUUCUGAAGUAAGGUUUGGAUUUAGCCACGUGUAGAGACAGAAAGGCAUCCACUUGUGUUAGUCUUUGAUUCUGUCUUGGGUGGAACAAGAAGUUUAGGCGUUUGUUGAGCUUUCGUCUAUGUAAAGGUUGCUCUAAUAGAAUCUUGAGUAAAGA